This is a messenger RNA of Venturia canescens, 11446 nucleotides long. RefSeq names its product laminin subunit alpha (gene LanA). Lineage: Eukaryota; Metazoa; Arthropoda; Insecta; Hymenoptera; Ichneumonidae. Bases 206 to 11293 code for a protein of 3695 amino acids. The transcript has 8 exons. Gene Ontology annotation, biological process: cell adhesion; animal organ morphogenesis; regulation of cell adhesion. Gene Ontology annotation, molecular function: signaling receptor binding. The record is from RefSeq and is a predicted model, not a curated record.
GCCGCGGAGGCUUCGUCCGCCUUGAAACGAGCGUUCAUAAUAAUCGGGCCGCCACGUGACGACGAAAUAUUCCAUCGCGGGGGCUUCCCUUUUACCGAAUAAUCUCAUGCGGCUCCCCGCCCAUAGAGACUUCAAUUUAUCUCGAAAAUAAGUGCACGAAUAGUGAGGAAAAACGUCCCCGAGUUGCCGGCAACUACGAUCCGUCAUGCGGUUUUGGGGGCUGCUGCUUAUUUUGCCCCUCGUCGUCCGACAAUCCGACACCGAAAAUCUCACUCCGCCUUAUUUCAAUUUAGCCGAAGGAAAGAAAAUCUACGCUUCCGCAACUUGCGGUUACAACACGACCGGACCCGAAUUAUUUUGCAGAUUGGUCGGUGCUAAUUCCGAUCAGAACGAGGAUAUUAAUCUCAUCCAGGGACAAGUUUGCGAUUAUUGCGAUCCAUCGAAUCCGGAGAAAAACCAUCCGCCCGAACAUGCCGUCGAUGGGAUGGAAACCUGGUGGCAAUCCCCGCCCUUGUCACGUUCCAUGAAGUACAACGAGGUCAACCUCACCAUCGACCUGGAACAGGAAUUUCACGUCGCGUAUGUUUACAUCCGUAUGGGAAAUUCGCCUCGCCCAGGCCUGUGGAUCCUCGAGAAAUCGAAAGAUUACGGAAAAACUUGGUCACCGUGGCAAUACUUUUCGGAUUCUUCGAGCGAUUGUCUAACCUACUUUGGGAUCGACAGUCACGCGCCGAUAACCCGAGACGACAGCGUCAUCUGCACGACGGAAUACUCGAAAAUCGUGCCCCUCGAAGGUGGCGAAAUACCUAUUUCCAUUCUCAACAAUCGACCAUCCGCCAAGCACUAUUUCAAUUCGACGCUCCUGCAAGAAUGGACGAGAGCGACCAACGUCCGAUUUCGAUUUUUGAGGACGAAAAAUCUGCUCGGACAUUUGAUGUCAGUUGCGAGACAAGAUCCGACUGUUACGCGACGUUAUUUUUACUCGAUAAAAGACAUCAGCAUCGGUGGUCGCUGCAUGUGCAAUGGCCACGCUGAUACCUGUGACAUUCUAGACCCGUCUGAGCCAAAGAAACUCGUUUGUCGAUGUCAGCACAACACUUACGGACCUCAAUGUGCAUCCUGCCGCCCGGGAUUCCAGCAGAAAAAGUGGCAGCAGUCCACGACCUUCAAGAAGUUCACUUGCGAGCCUUGCAACUGUUUCGGCCACUCGAGCGAGUGCGUAUACGAUCCGAAGAUCGACGAGGACCAUUUGUCUCUUGAUAUCCAUGGCAAUUACGAGGGCGGUGGAAUCUGCCAAAAUUGUACACACAACACCGAAGGAAUCAACUGCAAUCGUUGCAAACCUCGGUUCUACAGACCUCGAGACAAACCGCUCAAUGCCACGGACGUUUGUCAACCUUGCAACUGCAACUAUUCAAAUUCGACGGGUAACUGUGCGGAUUUGACGGGAAGAUGCGAGUGUCGUUCGGAGUUUACGCCGCCGAAUUGCGACACGUGUAACUACGGUUAUUUCGGUUACCCGAACUGUCGUCCCUGCGAGUGUUUCCUGAACGGCACCUCGGGUUACCAUUGCGAGGCGAAGCAGGGUUCGUGUCCCUGCAAGUCGAAUUACGCCGGUCACUAUUGCAACUUGUGUGCCGAGGGUUAUUACAAUUUCCCGGAUUGUUUGGCCUGCGCUUGCGCGGAAAUCGGUUCGAGGAGCGACGUGUGCGACGUGGUAAGCGGGAAUUGCACGUGCAAGAAUAACUUCGGCGGUCGAAGCUGCGAGACUUGCGAGCACGGUUACUACGGCUACCCGACGUGCACCUUCUGCAACUGCGACGCCCGGGGAACCGAGAAGGAGGUUUGCAACAAGGAAAGUGGAAGGUGCUUGUGCAAGGAGGGUUACGGAGGGGCGAGGUGCGACCAAUGCGUCAGCGGAUAUUACGGAUACCCGAACUGUCGUCCCUGCAACUGCAGCUCGAUCGGCUCCUCCCUGGUCAGCUGUGAUUCGUCGGGCAAAUGUUCGUGUCUGGACAACUUCGCGGGGCGUACGUGCGACCAGUGCAGUCCAGGGUACUACAAGUACCCGGAGUGCAUAGCCUGCGACUGCGACAGCCACGGCUCGAUCGGAGUGUCGUGCGACUCCGAGGGGGAAUGCCAGUGUCACGAGAACUUCGACGGUCCGCGCUGCGACCAGUGUACGGAAGGAUUUUACAAUUUCCCACGGUGCGAAGGCUGCAACUGCGACCCGGCCGGGGUCGUGAGGUCUUUCACCGGGUGCGGUUCCCUGCCGGCGGGCGAGCUGUGCCAGUGCAAGGACCGGGUCGAGGGUCGAAUCUGCAACGAGUGCAAGCCCCUCUACUGGAAUCUUGUGGCCUCGAAUCCGGAGGGGUGCGAGAGCUGCCGAUGCCACAUACCCGGGGUGAUCGGUAACAUCGGGGAAUGCGAGCCGAAGAGCGGCCAGUGCAUCUGCAAGCCGGGCUCGACGAGUCGGGACUGCUCGCAGUGCGUCGACGGGACGUACAACCUCCGGGAGUCGAAUUUAUUCGGAUGCGACGAUUGCGGCUGCGACAUCGGGGGCUCGGUGAGCAGCAUUUGCAACAAGGAAACCGGCCAGUGCGUCUGCCAGCCCAGGGUCACCGGGGCCGACUGCAAGCAGCCUCUGCAGGCUCAUUACUUCCCGACGCUUCAUCAAUUCCGCUACGAAGUCGAAGACGGCCGGACGCCGUCGAACGGCGCCGUUCGCUACGGCUACGACGAGGAGCACUUCCCGGAUUACAGCUGGAAAGGCUACGCCGUGUUCAACAUUCUCCAGGACGAAAUAAUCCAAAAAGUUUUGGUCCAACAGUCCUCUCUUUACCGAAUGGUCCUGAGGUUCGUCAACCGCAACGGGGAGCCGGUCAUCGGCAAGAUCGUCAUAACGCCCGACAACCCGAACGAGUCCGAGCAGUCUUCCGACGUCCAAUUCAAGCCGAGCGUCGAACCCGCCUUCGUGACCGUCGCCGGCGUCCACGGCAAUUCGCCGACCCCGUUCGUCAUGAAUCCCGGCUACUGGACGAUCAGCAUCGCGACCGACAAGAGCCUCUUCCUCGAUUACUUCGUGCUCCUUCCUUCCGAAUAUUACGAGGCGACGCUCCUCACUCAGGACGUCAACGUGCCCUGUCAGAUCGGCUACAAAGGUCUCUGUCGCCACUUCGGAUAUCCGAGUCUCGAGCCGUUCGACUCCGUUCGCGGUACGGGGGGCUUCGUCGACGAGAACGGCGUCCGAAUACCCCUCAACGAGUACUUGACCGACCGGCCGGUUUUGGCCGAAGUCGGAGUCGAGGAAAUUCCGCUUAUAAACAGGGCCCAGGAGGAGAUACACUUCGAACUGAGGAUCGCGAAGCCAGGCUUCCACGUGCUCGUCAUAACUUAUUUGACGGCGUCGAACGAGGACGUGACCUCGACCCUCCUCGUGGAGGCGAACACCUCCGGGAAAGGGAGAGCGACUCUGUACCCGUGCAAAUACACGAGCAUCUGCAGACAAGUGGUGACCGAUCGAUACGGCAAGAUCGCGGUGUUGAAUUUCCCCUCGAAUUACGUCAGUCUCGUGCUGACCGGGGAGCCCGAUUCGAACGUCGCGAUCGAUUCGAUAGUCGCGAUCCCUUACGAGGAUUGGUCCCUCGAUUACAUCCAGCCGAAGUCGGUCUGCGUCCGUAAGGACGGCAAAUGCGUCCAGGGGAUGUUCCCCGACGCCGGGGACCCUAAGAAAGUCGAAUUCGCCACGGGGAACGAGGAGCUCGACAGCGGCUUCCGGCCAGCGGGUAUCUACGACAACGCGACGAAGCUCGUCCACCUGAAGGACGAGGACGCGCUCGUCGACAUAAGGACGACGGUUCCCCAGCCCGGGGAAUACGUCUUCGUCGUCCUUUACUACCAACCGGAUCACCCGGGCUUCGAGCUCGAGGUUUUGCUCCAGAACGGUAAAUUCUACGAAGCGAAAUUGCCCCUCGGGCACUGUCCGAGCAACAGCGGGUGUCGCGCGACUCUGACCCAGGCCGAUGGCAACGAGAGGUUCCAGCUCGUUGAGAACGUCGUUUUGAGCUUCAAAGCCGCCCCCGGUGCGAGCGUCUGGCUCCACUACAUUCUCAUCGUGCCCGCGGAUCAGUACAACGCCAAAGUGCUAAAGAAGAUUCAGUUCGAUCAAACGAAGGACUUCAUAAAGCGCUGCGGCAACAAUCACUUCCAUUUGAACGUCACGGACGAAGGUUUCUGCAAAGAUUCUGUCUUCUCUCUGACGACUCACUACAACAACGGGGCUCUGCCGUGCCACUGCAUCCGCGAGGGGACCAAGAGCUUCGAGUGCGCCAAGUUCGGGGGCCAAUGUCCCUGCAAGGACAACAUCAUUGGGAGGAGAUGCGAGAUCUGUAAAACCGGAUUUUACGGAUACCCGAACUGCAAGCCUUGCGACUGUCCGAGCACCGCGAUCUGCGAGCCGGAAACGGGCGAGUGCAUUUGUCCGGAGAGGGUCGUCGGGGAGCUCUGCGACCAGUGCGAGAUCGGCACGUACGGUUUCCACCCGAUAAUCGGUUGCGAGGAGUGCGACUGUUCCCCGCUGGGUGUCCUCGACGGGGAUCUCCAGUGCGAUUUGUUCGCCGGCAAUUGCACUUGUAAGAGAAACGUCGUAGGCCGUAAAUGCGACAAGUGUCAAGCCGGCUUCUCCCAGUUCCCGCACUGCGAGAAGUGCGACUGCGACGUCCGCGGUACCACGAAAGACAUCUGCGAUCAGUACACCGCCGAGUGCUACUGCAAAUCGAACGUCCAGGGCUCCGCCUGUGACGUUUGCAAAGAAGGGACCUUCAACAUCCAAGCGGACAACUCCGAGGGCUGCUCCAAGUGUUUCUGCUUCGGCAAAACGAGCCGUUGCUCAUCUGCCAAUCUCUACAAAACAUUCACCAACAAUAUGAUCGACUGGGACGUUGUUAUCGUCGACGAAAAGACCCCUGGCAACGUCACCGUCCUCAACGUCGAGCCUCAGGACAUCAACGACACCACGACCAUCGUCGGCCUCACGAGCCCGGAGACCUUUUCCAACAUAGUUUAUUUCUCCGCUCCUGGUAAUUACCUCGGUAAAAAAUUGACCUCUUACGGCGGCCUGUUGAACUACACGGUCCACUACACGACCGGGCCCUUCGGCGAGGCUGUUCCAGGCGCCGACGUUGUUCUCUACGGCGCCGGCGCCUUCCUCCUCCAUUAUUGCGACGAGCAACCGCCCUCUUCCACUCGCUUCCACGCCUCCUUCAAACUCGUUGAGAGCAACUUCCUCACAUCGACGAAUUUGCCGGUCAGCCGGGAGCAACUGCUCACCGUUCUCGAGGACCUUCAAGGCAUUUACAUCAGAGCGACCUACUGGAAGCCCAGCGUCCAAGCCAUGAUUUCUGACGUCACACUCGACGAGGCUACCGACCUUUACAGCUACAAUAGCGCCCCCGUCAGCAGCGUCGAACACUGCCAAUGUCCACCCAACUAUCAGGGAUUGUCUUGCGAAGAAUGCGCGCCUGGUUACUAUCGCGUCGAUUCUGGACCCUCCGGAGGCUACUGCGUCAAGUGUCAGUGCAACGGACACGCCGAAACUUGCGACGUCAAGACCGGAGUUUGCCACGACUGCAAGAACGGCACAACGGGAGAUCACUGCGAGUACUGCGAGGAAGGAUACUACGGGAACGCGACGGGUGGAACCCCCUCGGACUGUUUGAUAUGCGCGUGCCCACUGCCAAUAGCGUCGAACAAUUUCGCGAAUAGUUGCGAGGUGAACGAGGACGGUGACAAGAUAAGUUGCGAUUGUAAGCCGGGGUAUUACGGUGCGCGGUGCGAGUCGUGUGCGGCAGGUUACUUCGGAAGGCCGGAGGUCGAGGGGGCUUAUUGUCAGUCGUGCGAGUGUUCAGGGAACAUCGAUACGAACGAGAUCGACGCGUGCGAUUCGAUAACGGGCCAGUGUCUGCGCUGUUUGAACAACACUUACGGAGAGGCUUGCAAUUUGUGCGCCCCCGGUUACUUCGGGGACGCCGUGGGCCGCAAAGACUGUCAGAGUUGUUUGUGCGAUCAAUGCGGAAUGGAAAAGUGCGACAGUUACAACGGGAUUUGCGAGUGCAAGAGGAACGUAAUCGGCGAAAAGUGCGACACCUGCGAGGUCAACCAUUUCGGGUUUUCCACUUGCAACGGGUGCGAAGCCUGCGACUGCGGCUUGGCUUCGGACAGCUCACAGUGCGACGAGGCGACCGGACAGUGCAGGUGCAAGCCCGGGGUGACCGGACGCAAAUGCGACCGCUGCAUCGCCGGCUACUGGAACUACGGACCGGAAGGGUGCAUCUCCUGCGGCUGCAACACCGGCUACUCGAUCGGUGCCUCGUGCAACACGACGACGGGCCAGUGCUCCUGCUUGCCCGGGGUUAUCGGGGAAAAAUGCGACCACUGUCCGCACCGGUGGGUUCUGAAGGAAGGCGACGGUUGCUACGAGUGCGACUCCUGCAUCGACAACCUCCUCGACGUCACCGUCGAACUCGACGCUCUCCUGACGCCGGUUUUGAAGGAAUUCGAAACCCAAGCCGAGAGCCACUUCACCAACCAACGACUCAGGUUCAUCAAUGAGACGGUGAAGAAAUUGGAGCCGGAAGUGCAGUCUCUCGAUCCAACGAGAAUCGACUUCGUGCCGCUGCAACGGGAAAUCGCGCGGUUGGAACAGGACGUCACGAACCAACGACGACAGAUCGAAUACAUGGCGGAGGACAGCACCACUUGGAAAAAGGGGGCUGAAAACACUCUGCGGGACAUGAACGCUCUGGAAACGGAGGUUCUCGGAGAGAUUGAACUCGUCGAAAAGAUCGUCGGGGAAGUUCAGUCGCUCGCUUUCAACGUGGAAAGCGGUACCGGGGCUAAACUGGACUCAGCGCUCGAGGAAGCCGAGGAAAUACUGAAGCAGAUCAAGGACGUUUCUUUCACCAAGUUCCGGGACGCCGCCAACGACAAAGCCGGCCAAGCGAACAUCCUCGUGUCCGAAAUGAUCGACUACAGUUUUCCCGUGAGCAAUUUGAGCUCGACGAGCGACCAUCUCGCCGAAAAGGUGAAAAACUUCACUGCCAAAGUCGACGACCUUCUCAAACUCGCCGACAGAGCUGACAAAUUGGCUGCCACGGCGAACGACCUCAUCAGCGAAACGAAGAGAGCCGGCCAAGUCAGCAACUUUGACCUGGUGAAAAACUUCACCGGGGAAGCCCGCGAAGACAUCGCCGCUGGCGCCGAACUCAACAGCAACGCAACUUUCUAUCUCCACGAAGCCGACCAUCGAAUCGACGACUUGAAACACAACGAGAUCGAUACCGCCGCCGAAAAACUCCGAGGAACCAUCGAGCGCAACGACCAGCAGCUCUACGACAUGGACGCCCUCGCCCUACGCGCCGAAAACCACGCCAGAAACCUCUACAAUCUUUCUCUCGAGCUCGACAACGUCCUCACCGACACUCGCAACACCAGCGCCGUCCGGGCCGUCUCAGCCUAUCGCGACAUCGACGAAACCAUUGGAGAGGCUCGCCAAGACGCCGCCGAAGCUCUUCAGGCUGCCAACAAUGCCACGACCAUGUCUCAAGGCGUUGGCAAAAGGACGAACGACGCUCGCACCAAGUCGAUGAACCUUUUCCAAGAAGCGAUCGAUGCGCUCUCCAAAACCAAUGGUAAAUUGAAACAAGACCUUCGCGAUGCCCAAUACGACGUUUCCGAAAUCACUAAACAGAACAAAAGAAACGAAGAUGCUUUGGACGUGAUCGAUUUGAGAAUACGAAAUCUUCACAACGACCAAUACGACGCUUCCGGGCUGGCGAAUCGGAACCAAGGAAACGCCGACGGAUCGUCAUUGAUCGAUGAAUUCACGAGGGAAGCUGCCGACUUGAACCAUUCCGUAGGCGAAAAACUCGAUAAAUUGAAUGGAAUCGUUGAAAAAAUACCGGAAAAUCUCAAAGCCACGAAACAGUUGUCAAAGGACACGGCCGACGCGAUAAGGGACGUGUCCCAGGGCCGAAAACAAUUGGAUUCUGUGAACAAAAUCUUACCGAACAUCGAAGACUUGCUGAAGAAACUGGGCGACAAGCAGAGAGGCAUCGAGUCGAGGGGCAACGAUUUGUCACAAAAGCUCGAAAUGUUGAAGACCAAAGUUGCAAACGCAAGAGAAUUGGCUGGCAGAGUUAAAACCGGUGUAACCUUCUACAGGAACACGACUCUCGAGCUCAAGAACCCGGAGAGUCUUCCGCUGCUGGCAACCUCCACGAAACUGUCGCUCUACUUCCGCACCAACAAAACGAACGGUUUCCUCCUCUACUUGGGUAACGAGGACAACACGAAAGUGCCACGAACCAAGACCCAGGACUACAUGGCGCUGAUGAUCGAGAGCGGAUUCCCCGUCCUGAUAAUGGACCUCGGUUCCGGUCCGGAGAAAGUGAUAAGCAAAAAGUUCGUCUCGGACGACGUAUGGCGUCAGAUAAUCGUCGAUCGUACCGGCAAAAACGUCAAGUUCAUCGUCCGGGAGGAUCGUGGCGAUGGUAAAGACCAGCUUUACGUAACGGAGCAGGUUAUUUCCGGUAGUUACGCGAUAUUCAACCUGGACAAGGAUCACUCGAAGCUCUUCGUCGGGGGUUAUCCAUCGUCCUUCCAAAUCCAGGACGCGGUUACAGCUUCGUCGUUCGAGGGUGCGAUGGAGGAGCUCGUCGUCGGUGACAUUCCAGUUUCUUUCUGGAACUUCGUCCACGCUGAGAACAACGCUCCUGCAGGAGAACGCGACACCCUGUCGGACCUCGCGCCGCCGACUGGUUUCAGAUUCGACAGGAAUGGCUUCGCGAUGAUGAGCAUGAAGACGGCCAAGGUCCAGUGGGACACUCUCAAGUUCCGCAUUACUCUGAAAUUCAAAACUUUCGCUGAAAACGGUUUGAUUUAUUUGAUGAAACGUAAGAACCAAUACCUGUCGAUCGAGAUGAACAGCGGCAGGGUGAUCUAUCAAUUCGAUCUCGGGGACGGCGAGAUCGUUCUGAGGUCGGAAGACAAAUACAACAACGGUGAAUGGCACACGCUCGAAGCGAAGAGGCUCAAGACCGUCGGGGUGCUGGAAAUCGACGGGGUCCUCGUUGCCAAAGCCGGAGGAAACGGCCGUGCCGAGAGCCACCGGGCAUCCGAUGCUUUCUACGUUGGCGGGCACGCGCCCGACGACCAUAUUCCAAGCACGGUGACGAGCUUAGGUUUCGACGGGUGCAUCGACGACCUCGUGAUUCUCGACACGUCGAUAGACCUCAGUCGAAACCUCCAUGCUCUCGGAGUCAUGCCGGGUUGUCCCGUCAAAUUCGCGAGCCUCGUGUCCUUCGACGUCGACAAGCCGGGUUACGUCAAGUGGAACAACAUCACGGCGGACAACGUGCUUCAGAUUAAUUUGAAGUUCAAGACCAAAGCGAGCAACGGUCUCAUAUUCUACGCCACGAAUCCCGAUCAAACCGUCAACACUUUCCUUUCGCUCGUCGACGGUCGCCUCGUCUUCAAAAGCCAGGGCGAAGAGCUCCGGACGCAAUCGAGUUCAGGGCGCGUCUUCAACGACGACGAAUGGCACGUCGUGACCGCGACUCACGUCGAUCAGUCGCUCCAGCUCGACAUCGACGACACGGAGAAUUACAACGCCGACAUCGGCUCUUCCUUGUCGAGCGUCGUCGACGGCGUGCUCUACAUCGGCGGCUUGCCUAAUACUUUCGGCGCCGGAGCCGAAGUCUCCAAAUCCACGAUGCCCUUCGUCGGAUGCAUCGGCGAUACGACCCUCAACGGUGCCAUUAUCAACUACGCCAGUACGAAAGAAAAACCAAACGCCUUCCUGGGCAAGUGCACCGGUGGAGAACAGUCGCCUUCGCCCCCUCUCGUUGAGCCGGUCAUACCCAACUGGCCUCCGCCCCCCGUCACCGACGACUACGAAGUCGCCACUUCCGCCUCGAGCACUCUACAGAGCGUCAUCGAAAUCGACGAGGACGAGAACGAGGGAAACACGAUGAGCGCUGGCAACGUCCCGCUCGAAGGUCGACCCCGCGAACCUCCGGUCACUGCUCCUUCUCCUGUCACCGAAAGACUUCCGGACCUGGAACCGAUAACCACGGAGGAAUCAAUAACACCGCCACCGGACGUUGACCAGUGUCGCUUACCUUACAGCCCGGCUUACGACGACGAAACCGAGAACGCCUGGAGAUUCGGAACCGUCAGGUACAGCAGACUCGAGUACCGAACCCUGCGAGGACGCUACAGGCACGACUACGAUUUCCAGAUCGACUUCAAGACCCUCGCCGACGACGGUAUCAUUUUUUACAGCGGUGAUCUCAACCGUCAAGAUUUAAUAGCCGUUUACGUUCAGGACGGCCGAAUCAAUUACAAGUUCGAUUGCGGCAGCGGACCGGCCGUUCUCACUGGUGAAAAUAAAAUCAACGACAAUCAAUGGCACACCGUUGUUUUCAAGAGAAAAGAUAAUUACGGCGAAUUGCUCGUCGACGAGGAACCCAUGAUCACCGGUUACUCCCAAGGUCAAUCCAAAAUCAUAAACGUCAAUCCACCCUUCUACGUCGGCGGCGUUUUGGCUGAACUUUCCAACAACGUUAUCGCCAACAUUGGCCUCAACAAAUCCUUCACCGGUUGCCUCGGCAAUUUCAUGAUGAACGGACAACCCGUUGGCGAACCCGAAGACAAAGUCGGCGUCGUUCCCUGCUCCAAACGCGUCGAACCAGGACUCUUCUUCUACCCUGGCGAUGGCACCAACUUGUUCAAGGCUGUUGAUCGAUUCAGCGUUAGACGCAGCGUCGACAUCCAAUUGGAUAUCAAACCUCGAUCCACCUCCGGACAUCUCUUGUCUAUCCACGGCAGACGCGACUUCUUACUCCUCGAAAUGGUCAAUGGAACCAUCAAGUUCCUCGUCCGGACUGCCAAGGGACCUAUCGAAACUUCCUUCAUACCGACCACUCUGCAUUCUCUCUGCGAUGGAAAUUGGCACAAUAUCAGAGCUAUCAAACAGAGGAACGUCGUUUUAUUAUCGGUCGAUCACAACUCCGCACCUCCCGGCAUCGGAGGCAAAACUGUGGCGGAUGUUUUGACCAAGCAUCCGGUAUUCAUCGGUGGACAUCCCUUGCUCAGCAAAAAGUUACGUGGUAGUACUUCUCACGCGCAAUAUGUCGGCUGUAUCAGAAAUAUAGUGAUAAACGGACAAACAAUAAGCUUGGAUCCCGAGAGAGCUUACGGAAAAGUAUCGACGGGAGUGUGUCCGACGAUUUAACAAAAUUCACAGGGCUCAUCUUAAGAAUUAACAAAUUUACCUCACUGUGAAUUCAUCCGAACUUUGCCCAAUAUUUUCUUCAAUUUUUUGUAUAAAGAUUUUACAUGAACCAAGUUUUUGAACAAUAAUAAACGACCGAUUGCUAAAAAGAAA